CGUGGGCGGUGGGCAGGAUGGAGAGCGACCAGCGGCGCUUCGACUCCGGCGAUCUGCCGUCUCUGCGCCGGAUCGUGUGCGAGCAAGGGCCCAUCUCCCGUCCCGACGGCUCCGUCUCUUGGAUGCAGGGGGAUACCUCUGUGUUAGUUGGGGUGUAUGGACCCACAGAAGUGAAGGUCAGCAAGGAAAUCUACGAUAAAGCAACUCUGGAGGUGCUGCUAAGGCCAAAAGUGGGCCUGCCAGGGGUCUACGAAAAAAGCCGAGAACAGAUGAUCAAAAAGACUUGUGAGGCGGUGAUUUUGGGCAACCUGCAUCCCCGGUCCUCUAUUACGGUUGUUCUCCAGGUGAUUACAGAUGCUGGAUCUCUGCUCUCCAGCUGUUUGAACGCCGCCUGUGUGGGGUUGGUGGACGCAGGACUGCCCAUGAGCUCCCUCUUCUGUGGAGUGACCUGCGCCUUGGACGUCGAUGGGAACAUCCUCCUAGACCCCACCGCCAAGCAAGAAAAGGAUGCCCCUGCGGUGUUGACCUUCGCCAUCGAUAGCGUGGAGAAGAAAAUCCUACUCUCCACCAUGAAGGGGACGUGUUCCGAAGAACAGCUUCAGCAAUGCAUUGCCACCGCGCAGCGAGCGGCCGAAACCAUCUUCCGCUUCUACCGAGACGCCGCAUGCAGGAAGUACUCAAAAUGGUGACUUUUCUCUCCCCCCCCCCCCCCCCCCCAAUCACCAGCACAAUGGGACAUUCCUAAGGAAGAGCGGCUGAUGCAGCCAACACCCUUCUAGCAGCGGACUCUACUUUCCAGAUGUAUGCUGGCUGAUGUUAACCCAGGUUGGGGAAGCAGCUGGCAGGUGGGGCACCAACAAGCUAGGGAUGCUGGCUACCUCAACACCUGACGACCUUCAGCAUCCAGGAUUUCCAAGCUGCAUGUUAAACAUCCACUUCCUGCUUCCAGAAAAUGUUUCCAGAUCCAGUUUGAUUCUUGCUCGGUUUUAUCUACGUUUUUUUUCCCCCACCCAGCUGAUUCAGCCCAUCCUGUUCUCUUCUUCGCGGAGUUAUUUCUUUUUUUCUCCUUGUCUCCUGCCUGAAAUUAUCAUGCUGGGUUUUGGCAAAGCUAGCCAGGUGUCUUCUUGCCAUGAUCAGGAAGAAGCAAAGGAAGAACUUAUCCUGGUUUGUUUAAAGGAAGAAUUUAUCCUGGUUUGCUUAAAGCAGAGGUCUCCAAACUUGGCAACUUUAAGACUUGUUGUCUUAAAGUUGCCAAGUUUGGGGACUCCUGGCUUAAAGGAACAAUUUAGCCUGAUCUGCUUAAAGGAAGAAUCUAUCCCAGUUUGCUUAAAGGAAGAAUUUAUCCCGGUUUGCUUAAAGGAACAAUUUAUCCUGGUUUGCUUAAAGGAACAAUUUAUCCUGGUUUGCUUAAAGGAACAAUUUAUCCUGGUUUGCUUAAAGGAACAAUUUAUCCUGGUUUGCUUAAAGGAACAAUGUAUCCUGGUUUGCUUAAUGCCCGCCAUAUAUUUUUUUAAUCUCUUGCAAGUCAGUUAUUAGUCUGGCUCUUAUAUCACCUGAAGCUACCAAUUUUGAUCACCCAGCUUG
Molecule: messenger RNA, 1584 nt
Organism: Notechis scutatus (mainland tiger snake)
Lineage: Eukaryota; Metazoa; Chordata; Lepidosauria; Squamata; Elapidae
Gene: EXOSC5
Product: exosome component 5
Biological process (GO): nuclear mRNA surveillance; poly(A)-dependent snoRNA 3'-end processing; U4 snRNA 3'-end processing
Cellular component (GO): cytoplasmic exosome (RNase complex); nuclear exosome (RNase complex); nucleolus
Molecular function (GO): RNA binding
Source: RefSeq, a predicted model, not a curated record